Arachis ipaensis is the source of this 1182-nucleotide messenger RNA. NCBI's taxonomy places the organism in Eukaryota, Viridiplantae, Streptophyta, Magnoliopsida, Fabales, Fabaceae. The record is from RefSeq and is a predicted model, not a curated record.
AUGCCUGAACCAGUUCCAUCUAAUAUGCGAGAUAAUGGGGUUGAUGCAGUUUCGAAAGUGAAUCCAACGAAGCUGUCUUGGUCUCUAGUGGUUGGAGUUGUUAGGCUGUAUGAGAUGCAAAACCAGUGGAAUCCGGCUAAGGUUUACAAUGUGGAAAUGGUGUUGCAAGAUGAACGGGGUGAUCGAAUCCAUUACAGCAUACCAAAACAAAAUAUCGCUAUAUUCAAGACUCUUAUUCGAGAACAUGGGCUUUAUUCUAUGAAGAAUUUCAUUGUGAAGGGUUGGGGGAAAGGAGUUAGGACCUGUGGUCACAAGUACAAGUUAAACUUUUAUAUCAAGACGUCAGUGUCACAGCUAACAAACUAUAUUAGCCAUGUUGUAGGUAAAGAGGAUGUAACAAAUAUGGAGACAAAAUCAGAAAGGGAGUGUAAACCUCUAGCGGUCUAUUUGGAGGAUCUGCAGAAGAAUCGGUUGAAGUGUACCCUGUUUGGUGACUUGGUUGACAAAGUUGAAAUUUUUUUAGAUAAAGCUGAUGGUCAGCCCUUGGUGAUGGUGACUCAAUUGUUCAAGCCUCAUUUGUAUUUGAAUGAAAUCAACAUUCAAAAUAGUUUUCAUGUGUCUCAAAUUUAUAUUAAUCCUGACUUUCCUGAUAUUGUUAUAUUUAGAGAUAGCCUGAUGAAGGAAGGAGAUCUAUGCUCACAAGGGAUCACUCACAUUCAAAGUCAGCCACCACAUUCUGUGUCCGAUGAAAUCAACGGGGACCCUAUUAAGUCAGUUGAGGAAAUUCUGAACAUGAGGGAGGAAUCUACAUGUUGGAUGGUUGGCACUAUAGUUUCUAUUGAGCAUGGUGUUCGAGAUUGGUGUUAUGCUUCGUGUGGAUCCUGUCCUAGGAAAGUUCAAGUUAAUAAAAAUAGAACUGGGUGUAUAAAGAUAAUCAUUUGGAACUAUGAGGCUCGGGUCAUGGUUGGUAAAACUGCAAAUGAAAUAAUGGAUGGGAGUAAAUAUGAUCAUGGUGAAUCCUAUCCUAAAGCUCUAAAUGAUAUACUUGAGAAAAAGUUCCUUUUCAAAUUAUCGAUAAGCGAUGAUGAAUCUAUCACAGGACUUCGUAGCUCUCAGUCAUCUUCGAUGGAUACUUCUGGUGUUGAUGAAUCGAUUCUGAGCAGUUUGGCUACAGGUGGUUAA